Oryza brachyantha (malo sina) is the source of this 3668-nucleotide messenger RNA. Its product is annotated as beta-galactosidase. The record is from RefSeq and is a predicted model, not a curated record. The transcript has 18 exons. Lineage: Eukaryota; Viridiplantae; Streptophyta; Magnoliopsida; Poales; Poaceae. Gene Ontology annotation, cellular component: beta-galactosidase complex. Gene Ontology annotation, molecular function: carbohydrate binding; beta-galactosidase activity. Gene Ontology annotation, biological process: lactose catabolic process. The coding region runs from base 182 to 3535 and encodes 1117 amino acids.
CUACUCCCACUCCCACUCCCCAACAGAUCGCGCCCAUUCCCCCUAGGCCCGAGCCGACCCUCGAUUCCCGCCUCCUCGCGAGCUCGCCCGCCGCCGCCUGCCGCGCCGGAGGGGGGUAUGUCUCUGUGAUAAUCUUGUGAUAGUCUAUUCGGAGGAAAGGGGAUAAUAGCCAUUGGAGAUAAUGGCAGUAGCUUCAGCCAGCGCACUGUUUUCUGCGAAAAAUCUUCCACACAGACCUUGGGAGGACCCGUCAUUCUUCAGGUGGAGAAAGCGGGAGGCUCAUGUGCCACUGCGCUCACAUGACACACCUGAGGGAGCUCUCAAGUAUUGGCAUGAACGGAGGAAUGUGAGCUAUCUUAAUUCUGACUCUGCUGUCUGGAAUGAUGACGCGGUGUGCGGCGCUCUGGAAAGUGCCGCGUUUUGGUCCAAGGGCUUGCCAUAUGUCCACACUCUAAGUGGAUACUGGAAAUUUCUUUUGGCUUCCUCACCAGAAUCUGUUCCAGAGAAGUUCUAUGAUGCCCACUUUAAUGAUUCAAACUGGGAGGCUUUGCCAGUUCCCUCAAACUGGCAAAUGCAUGGGUUUGACCGUCCGAUCUACACAAAUGUCACUUAUCCUUUCACCAUGAACCCACCAUUUGUGCCAAAUGAUAAUCCUACUGGCUGUUAUAGGACGGUUUUUCACAUCCCAAAAGAGUGGAAAGGUCGGAGAAUCUUGUUGCACUUUGAAGCUGCUGAUUCAGCAUUUUUUGCUUGGGUAAAUGGGGUACCAGUUGGGUAUAGCCAGGACAGCAGACUUCCUGCUGAGUUUGAGAUCACCGAUUUCUGCCACCCAUGUGACUCAGAUAAGAAAAAUAUUCUUGCUGUUCAAGUGAUGAGGUGGAGUGAUGGUUCCUAUCUCGAAGAUCAGGACCAUUGGUGGCUGUCUGGUAUUCACAGGGACGUUCUACUAGUAUCAAAGCCACAGAUCUUUAUUACAGAUUACUUUUUCAAAGCAACCUUGGAUGAGGGCUUCCGUGUAGCUGAUAUUGAGGUUGAGGUGGAAAUUGAUUCACAAAAGCAAGACCAGGAGCAUGUUUCAACUUUAUCUAUUGAAGCAACACUAUAUGACAAUUAUGGACCACCUGAUGGUUUAUGUUCUGAUCUGUCUGCUGCUAGUGUGGCCAAUUUGAAGCGGAAGCCAGCUUCGAGACCAAAACACUGCUAUGGUUUUCAUGGUUAUGUUCUUGGUGGAAAAAUAGAAAAUCCAAAACUUUGGUCUAGUGAACAUCCCAACUUAUACACUCUUGUUAUUGUCCUUAAAGAUUCCAAUGGGAAGCUUAUAGAGUGUGAAUCAUGUCAAGUAGGAAUCCGUAAUGUUGUCCUGGCACAUAAGCAGAUGCUUGUCAAUGGAUGUCCUGUUGUAAUAAGAGGUGUCAACAGACAUGAGCAUCAUCCACGUGUUGGAAAGACAAAUUUAGAAGCAUGCAUGAUCAAGGAUCUGGUUUUGAUGAGACAAAACAACAUUAAUGCUGUUAGAAACAGCCAUUAUCCUCAACAUCCAAGGUGGUAUGAGCUAUGUGACAUUUUUGGACUUUACGUGAUAGAUGAAGCCAACAUUGAGACGCAUGGCUUCGAUGAAUCUAGCCAUUUCAAACAUCCUACACUAGAACCCUUCUGGGCAAGUGCUAUGCUUGAUCGUGUUGUUGGCAUGGUGGAGAGAGACAAGAAUCAUGCAUGCAUUAUCAUAUGGUCCUUGGGAAAUGAAUCUUCGUAUGGACCAAAUCACUCAGCCAUGUCUGGGUGGAUUCGUGGAAGGGACCCGACAAGGCCCAUUCAUUACGAAGGAGGUGGUUCCAGAACAUCCUCCACUGAUAUAGUAUGCCCAAUGUACAUGCGUGUCUGGGAUAUUCUUAACAUAGCAAAAGAGCCGUCUGAAAAUAGGCCCCUCAUUCUUUGCGAAUAUUCGCAUGCUAUGGGAAACAGUAAUGGAAAUAUUGAUGCAUAUUGGAUGGCCAUAGACAACACCGUUGGACUCCAAGGUGGUUUUAUAUGGGACUGGGUCGAUCAGGGUUUACUAAAGGAAGACAUGGAUGGAUCUAAAUUUUGGGCAUAUGGUGGCGACUUUGGAGACACUCCAAAUGAUUUGAAUUUUUGUCUUAAUGGCAUUGUAUGGCCUGAUCGGACAAUUCACCCAGCUGUGCAUGAAGUUAAAUAUCUAUACCAGCCUAUCAAAAUAACAAUGGUGGAUAACACACUUAAGAUUGAAAACGUACAUUUUUUUGAGACAACAGAAGCUUUGGACUUCAGUUGGCUACUUCAUGGAGAUGGUUGUGAUUUGGGCUCUGGUUCACUUAACGUCCCAUCCCUAGCACCACAGAGUACUCAUUUGAUCAACAUGGAAUCAUCACCUUGGUUUACUCUUUGGAAUACUUGUGCAUUAAAAGAAAUAUUUUUGUCCAUAAACGUGAAAUUGAGGUACCAAACACAAUGGGCUAAAGAUGGUCAUAUCUUGGCUUCAGCACAAAUUUGUUUACCUCAGAAAAAUGGCUUUGUUCCUCACGUGAUAGCAUUGUCCAGGAGCUCUUUGGUCUCAGAACGUGCUGGUGAUACUGUGAUCAUCAGCAAGAAUAAUGCCUGGGAAAUCAAAGUAAACAGUAUUUCAGGAACAAUCGAUAGUUGGCAGGUCAACAACAUUGAGCUUAUGAGCAAAGGAAUAUACCCAUGCUUUUGGCGGGCACCAACUGACAAUGACAACGGAGGCUCCCUCACCAAGUCCUAUGCUUCAAGAUGGAGAGAAGCUUUUCUCGACAACAUCUCGUUCUACAGCAGCAAGUUUUCUCUGAAGGAAUUGCCAGACCAAACCGUCGAGAUCUCCACCGUCUACUACGGUCUCCCUGGCAAGUUGCCAAAACCUGACGAAGCCGCUCUUUCAGACGAAUCCGAGUCGGUUCUUUUCCGGGUGCAUAUGCGCGGCCGGAUCUACGAUUCAGGCGACGUGAUCCUUGACUACGAGGUAAACCCCAAGAACGAUCUGCCUCCUCUCCCUCGCGUCGGCGUCGUGUUCAAUGCAGACAAGUCCUUGAGCCACGCCAAAUGGUACGGGAGAGGGCCGUUCGAGUGCUACCCGGACCGCAAGGCCGCCGCGCACGUCGGCGUGUAUGAGAGCAGCGUCGACGACCUGCACGUGCCGUACAUUGUCCCCGGUGAAUGCGGCGGCCGGGCCGACGUCAGGUGGGUGGCGCUCCAGAACGCCGACGGCUUCGGCCUCUUCGCGUCGGCCUACGGCGACUCGCCGCCGAUGCAGAUGAGCGCUAGCUACUAUGGCACUGCGGAGCUUGACCGGGCGACGCAUAAUCACAAGCUAGUCAAGGGAGACGACAUCGAGUUGCAUCUUGAUCACAAGCACAUGGGAUUGGGAGGGGACGACAGCUGGUCACCGUGCGUGCACGAGCAGUACCUUCUGCAGCCGGCGCGCUACGCCUUCUCCGUGAGGCUGUGCCCGUUGCUGCCGUCGUCGUCGUGCAAUGACAUCUACCAUUCUCAGCUCCCCUGUUGAUCCAUCUGAGAUGACAACUGAUCCAAUAAAGCAGUGACGUUUUAAGCUCCUGUAACUAAAGACUGUAAUUGCCAGGACAUUUUAAGAUCCAACUAUGAAAUAAGCGAGCGAGAUUGAUGCUGCUCUUCAAUAA